Molecule: messenger RNA, 1389 nt
Organism: Exophiala oligosperma
Lineage: Eukaryota; Fungi; Ascomycota; Eurotiomycetes; Chaetothyriales; Herpotrichiellaceae
Product: acetolactate synthase, small subunit
Exons: 2
Coding region: 144-1202 (352 amino acids)
Biological process (GO): branched-chain amino acid biosynthetic process
Cellular component (GO): acetolactate synthase complex; mitochondrial nucleoid
Molecular function (GO): acetolactate synthase regulator activity
Source: RefSeq, a predicted model, not a curated record
CCUCCAUCCCCAAAAUUUUGUCUUCCAGCGUUGACCUCUUGCUAUCUCUGACUCACAUUGCUCUUGUGAAAAAAGAUAACACGGAGUAGUCUCUCCAUGAAUUAAUUCCCUUCAUCGAGUCUGAAUCCAUACAAGCCGCCACCAUGGCAGGCACGCGCAAUCUCCUCACCUUUGCUGGUAGGAAUGCGCUGCGAAGUUAUCGUGCACAGAGCGGACCUUCAUUCCUCGACACUCUCACACCCGCCUCGACAAGAUCAAAAAGCACAAAUUCUACCUCUGCGCUAGCUUACAAGGCUCUGCACCGGCGAUCUCCUCUUCCUCUUCCGGUGACCGACACCUCUCCCCAGUAUGGCGCGGCAGCAGCGGUUUCCUCCAUCCUCUACGAAACCCCUGUAGCCUCUCAAGCUCCACCAAAGAAACACAUUCUCAACUGCUUGGUUCAGAACGAGCCGGGUGUGCUGUCUCGUGUGUCGGGGAUCCUAGCUGCCAGAGGUUUCAACAUUGAUUCGCUCGUGGUGUGUAACACCGAAGUGGAGGAUCUCAGUCGAAUGACUAUUGUGCUCCAAGGCCAAGAUGGCGUCGUGGAACAAGCUCGACGUCAACUGGAAGAUUUGGUGCCUGUUUGGGCAGUGCUUGAUUACACCUCUGCCGCCUUGGUGCAACGUGAAUUGCUUCUGGCUAAGGUUUCCAUCCUGGGCCCUGAAGUUUACGAGGAACUGAUGGAGCACCAUCGCGAGAUGACCAGCCAGGAAUACGACGAAACAAGCGAAGGAGACCACGAAUAUCCAGAGGAAAACGCGGAGAAGAGACUGCAGGAGUUGGAAGGAAACAAGCAAGACGAAGCAAGCCUCGUACAGCGAGCAAAGGAAAUGCUCGGUCAAGGUGUUAGCUAUCAUCCCAACCGCCUUGCUGCAAGCCAGGCCCUUCGACACAAACAUGAGCAUCUGGAAGCCAUUACUCACUUGACGCAUCAAUUCGGCGGGAAAGUGCUUGACAUUAGCACAAACAACUGCAUUGUCGAGGUGUCCGCGAAGCCGAGCAGAAUCGAUUCAUUCAUGAAAUUGAUUGCUCCAUUCGGCAUUCUCGAAUCAGCUCGAACUGGUCUUAUGGCUUUGCCUCGCUCACCCUUGUACGGACCGAACGAGGAUCUGCAGCGGGACGCUGAUGAGGUUGUUGACGCGAGCACACUCCCUCCGGGUUAAGAUAUUUCUAUCGUCCAUAAUAGAUCAGGCGCCGGGGGGAAGUCUACUGUAAUUCGGUAUUGGGGGCGGAUGAGCUGUUUGAUAGUGUGAUUCAAUGAGAAGAAUCUCUCGUACCAAUUCUAGAGUUGCCAUCAUGAGUCAUGUGGAUUUGCUGUCAACUUCACCACCUCCCUCGUGUAGAUUAUCU